AAAAGAGCUUACUCUUUCUUUGUCAGUACUUGCGAAAACAACUUAAAAGAAGUUAGUAUUAUUGGACUGAAUUCAGUAAUUAGCAUAAUCAUGAUGCUAUGUAUUGUUCAGCAGAGCACGCCCCUUGGCCAAAUUUCCCAUUAAGAGGACACCGAUGUUGUCCUAGUGAAUAAAUCCCAGCACACAUGAUGCAAAUCAGCGAGUUCCUGCCUGCUGCGCCGGUGCGGUUAAUUUUAGCUGGGGUUUGUUCUAGGAGUUGUAAAACUGUUUACCCAAGUAGAAGUUAGUAAGCUGAAAUGUGACUUCUCGGCCUAAGGUGAUAGGAUAUCUAUUUUAGACUUCAGAUUGUGUUCAUGGUCGGGAGAACAGUCUUCUGAAGAAUUGCGGCUCAGAUUUCCUUUGAAAGUGCUUCCCCUGCACAUAGGCCACCACAAAGUUGACUUGACUUGAGCCACUGAAACCUCUUUACGUCCUUUCUCUUCCCUUCGGUGCCACCACCACGCUGGGCCAGGGGCCUCCCCUUAUGCCCGAACCAUGCAGGAGGAGCCUGGAGGAGACAUCACAGCUUUCCCAGAUUGGGAGGAAAAAUAUGGAAUGUGUUUUACCGCUGACUGAACACAACCAAAUGAACUGUACUGACAGUAGUUUGAAAACCAGCAGUUAGCAGUUUGUUCAGGCUCUAACAUUGUCCAGCACUUUCCAGAGCAAACUCACUGUUUACAAGAACUCUCGGCCUUACGACGUUUAUAACCUCAAGCUUUGUUUAUUUAAAAUAUUCCCGCACGAGAAAAGUACCUGGCGCCCACUUUCCAAAAUGGCCAUGGAUGAGUAUUUGUGGAUGGUCAUUUUGGGUUUUAUCAUAGCUUUUAUCUUGGCAUUUUCCGUUGGUGCAAAUGAUGUUGCCAAUUCAUUUGGUACUGCUGUGGGCUCUGGCGUGGUGACCUUGAGGCAGGCAUGCAUUUUGGCUUCAAUAUUUGAAACCACCGGCUCAGUGUUAUUGGGAGCCAAAGUAGGAGAGACCAUUCGAAAAGGUAUCAUUGAUGUGAACCUAUACAACGAGACAGUAGAAACACUAAUGGCUGGGGAAGUUAGUGCAAUGGUUGGCUCAGCUGUUUGGCAGCUCAUUGCAUCCUUCCUGAGACUUCCAAUCUCAGGAACUCAUUGCAUCGUUGGUUCUACUAUAGGAUUCUCACUUGUUGCAAUUGGUACACAAGGUGUGCAGUGGAUGGAGCUUGUCAAGAUUGUUGCUUCCUGGUUUAUAUCCCCACUGUUGUCUGGUUUCAUGUCUGGCGUGCUGUUUAUACUGAUCAGAAUUUUCAUCUUAAAAAAGGAGGACCCUGUUCCCAAUGGCCUCCGGGCACUUCCAGUGUUCUAUGCUGCUACAAUAGCAAUAAAUGUAUUUUCCAUCAUGUACACAGGAGCACCAGUGCUUGGUCUGGUCCUUCCCAUAUGGGCAAUAGCACUCAUCUCCUUUGGUGUUGCACUGCUGUUUGCCCUUUUUGUAUGGCUCUUUGUGUGUCCAUGGAUGCGGAGGAAAAUAGCAGGCAAAUUACAAAAAGAAGCUGCUUUAUCGCGAGUUUCUGACGAAAGCCUCAGUAAAAUUCAGGAAGUGGAGUCCCCAGUAUUUAAAGAGCUACCAGGUGCCAAGGCUAAUGACGACAGCACUGUCCCUCUCACGGGCUCAGCUGGGGAGCCAUCUGGAACCUCUGAAGGCACAUCAGUGGGAAACCACCCCCGGGCCUCCUACGGAAGGGCACUUUCCAUGACUCACGGCUCUGCAAAAUCACCCGUCUCCAACGGCACCUUCGGCUUUGACGGCCACACGAGGAGUGACGGGCACGUGUACCACACGGUGCACAAAGACUCGGGGCUCUACAAAGACUUGCUGCACAGGAUUCACUCAGACAGGGGGCCCGAGGAGAGGCCCGCACAGGAGAACAACUACCGGUUUCUGCGGCGAAAUAACAGUUACACGUGCUACACGGCAGCCAUCUGUGGAAUGCCUGUCCACUCGACCUUCAAAGCUGCUGACUCGUCAUCUGCGCCAGAGGACAGCGAGAAGCUGGUGGGGGACGCCGUGUCCUAUUCUAAAAAGAGGCUUCGCUAUGACAGCUACUCAAGCUACUGCAAUGCGGUAGCAGAAGCUGAGAUAGAGGCCGAUGAGGGAGGUGUGGAAAUGAAGCUGGCAUCUGAGCUGACGGAUCCCGACCAGCCCCGAGACGACUCUGCAGAAGAGGAGAAGGAGGAGAAGGACACAGCCGAGGUCCACCUCCUGUUCCAUUUCCUGCAAGUCCUUACUGCCUGUUUUGGAUCCUUUGCUCAUGGUGGCAAUGACGUGAGUAAUGCCAUUGGUCCCCUGGUAGCUUUGUGGCUGAUUUAUGAGCAAGGUGCAGUCCUGCAGGAAGCAGUUACCCCCGUUUGGCUGCUGUUUUAUGGAGGAGUUGGAAUUUGUACGGGUCUGUGGGUCUGGGGGAGAAGAGUGAUCCAGACCAUGGGGAAGGACCUCACCCCCAUCACACCAUCGAGCGGCUUCACCAUUGAGCUGGCCUCCGCGUUCACAGUGGUGAUUGCCUCCAACGUCGGACUUCCUGUCAGCACCACACACUGCAAGGUGGGGUCCGUGGUGGCCGUGGGCUGGAUCCGCUCCCGGAAAGCCGUGGACUGGCGCCUCUUCCGGAACAUCUUUGUGGCCUGGUUUGUGACUGUCCCCGUGGCCGGGUUGUUCAGUGCUGCUAUCAUGGCUCUUCUCAUGUACGGGAUUCUUCCAUAUGUGUGAUUUGUCUUCUUCCGCCCAGUACACAAGGGAGGGUCUGGUGUGGGUAUGUGUAGGUGGCGUGUUACACGCACGCUGCCUGCGCACGGCUGUCUCCCAGCCAGCUUGUCCGUGGCCCUUUCAUACGGUUCCAAACCACACUGUUCACCUACACUGUAGAGAGUCAUCCUCCAGAGCUAACUUAACUACUGUACAUAAUCAUGUGCAUUAAACUGGUAUCGUGGUGACAUAACGUGGUGCAGUUACUUAUAUGUUAAAUAUAUAUUGUAUACAUAGAAUAGAUAGCAUUAUUUCAAACAUACUCGAAAUGGGAGUGGAGAAAUAUUGUCUAGAAUUCAAUAUUCAACAAAUCUUUGUAUGGAAUGAUUUCAGUGGCAAAUUUUAAGAACCUUUUAAAAGGAAAGUGUAGAUUGGAAAAUGCUAUUUUUCCCAUUGAAUAUACUGUAAGAUAAGUGUGAAUCGGGUUGGAUGCACAUUUGGGAAGAUGUACAUCCGGGGGUGUGCUCUUGAGUAAUACUGGGGUAGGAGUUCACAAGUGCUUUCACUGAGGAAUUUGUUCAUAUACUGUGUAUUGAUUAUGUAAUAUAUCAUAAUUGCCUCUGUAAAUACUUAAAACGGUAAUUUUUUAAUGGUGUGCUUCCCAUAUAGUUUUUUGAUCAGAGAAUUUUGGAAAGUACCAAAGAAGCAGGGGAAUAGUUUGCCAGUAUUAUAUUUUCAUACUGUCUUUCUCCCCUUCCCAUGAAUCCUACUGUUAACCUAGGCUGUAGCGAGACCGCCUGGCCCCGGCCUGCCCCCUAGCAGGGCGGAGGCCGAAGCACCAGCCCCCUGUCACGUGCUCGUUACGAGCAUCCUACUUCCUGUCCCCCGCCCCCACUGCCACCACUCGCUAGUUACUGGUGAGCCCUGCAGUGGCCCAUCGUCGUCGUCGUCGUCGUCAUCGUGUAGAGAAUGUACAUACGUGAGGCUGCCCGAUCAAGCACCACACACCAAGUCCAGUUUAAAUUUUCACCCGUACUCUCCCCUGCAGCCUGAAAAAGCGAAUUCUUAAAACACUAAGGCGAGUGAGUUGACAUUCAGGAGGGGGUAGAGUUGAAAUAUCAGACAAUACACUGGAUUUGAGGAUUUCCUUGAGGCCUUUACUAAGCUGAACAUCUUGAGGCUCUACUGUAGUCCCACUGGAUUCUGUCCUGAAAGCGGGAGGGAGGGAGUGUGAGUGAUGCUGGAGCCUGAAACCGUGGAAAUGCUGCUAAAAUUUUUAUAUUGACAAACGUUUUCUUGGUACUUCAUUGUGAUUUUUCAUUAAUCAACCAUAUUAAAUUUAUAAUAAAAAAAUGCCCUUCAAAAGGUU
Molecule: messenger RNA, 4121 nt
Organism: Leopardus geoffroyi (Geoffroy's cat)
Lineage: Eukaryota; Metazoa; Chordata; Mammalia; Carnivora; Felidae
Gene: SLC20A2
Product: solute carrier family 20 member 2
Exons: 12
Coding region: 815-2776 (653 amino acids)
Biological process (GO): phosphate ion transmembrane transport
Cellular component (GO): membrane
Molecular function (GO): phosphate transmembrane transporter activity
Source: RefSeq, a predicted model, not a curated record